UCCAUGUCUCUCUCUCUCCCGGUGUGUGUGUGUGUGUGAGUGUGUUGGUUUUAGUUCCGUGUUCCCCGAGGGGCUGGAUGAGUCUUCACGGCGUGUCUAGUACCUUUCAAGCCACUGCAGAGAUCGGUUGGGCGCGGGGAGCAUCUUCCUCCUCCUCCUCCUGCUCCUGCUCCUCCUCCUGCAGCUCCUCCUCCUCCUACUCACUCAGUCGCUUCGCCGGGACCGACACUGGACCAUGCUCACGCGGGUGAAGUCUGCGGUGGCCAGCUUCAUGGGAGGCGUGAUGGCCGGGGGCGCCAACGGUGAGCACCCAGGCGGCGGCGGGGGCUCGGACCUGCCGCUCCGGUUCCCGUACAGCAGACCGGAGUUCCUGGGACUCUCGCCGGACGAGAUCGAGUGCUCGGCGGAUCACAUCGCGAGACCUAUCCUCAUCCUGAAGGAGACCAAGCGGCUGCCGUGGUCCACCGGCUACGCAGAAGUGAUCAAUGCAGGGAAGAGCACAUUAAAUGAGGACCAGGCCUGCUGUGAAGUGCUGAUGGUGAAAAGGAGACCGGCAGGAAGCAGCACACCCAACCGGACCCCCCAGACCCGCAGGAGGUCCUCCCUGCCCAACGGAGAGGGCCUGGGUCCACAGGAGAACCAGCCCACCAGUACUUCACCGAGCCCUACCGAGAGCCUGCAGAAAACCAAUGACGGCUCUGAGGACCUAACCUUCCACUAUUGGGCGUUGUUCGAUGGCCACGCCGGCUCCGGGGCAGCUGUCAUGGCCUCCCGCCGGCUCCAUCACCACAUCGCCAUGCACCUUCAGGAGGUGAUGGAGGUCCUCUGCACACCGAACCUGCUGCCACCCACAUGCCUGGGCGAGGAGCCCAUCAAUCACCAUCUCACCCCCACAUCCCAACGCGCCCUCACCAGGGCUGCGUCUCUCCGGGGCGCUGCAGGCGCUCCGGGGUCACCCAGCACGCCACCCACACGCUUCUUCACCGAGAAGAAAGUUUUGCAGGAGAGCCUGGUGAUCGGAGCCAUCGAGAAUGCCUUCAAAGACAUGGAUGUGCAGAUUGAAAAGGAGAAGGCAGUCUACAACAUCUCAGGUGGCUGCACUGCUCUGGUGGUCGUGUAUGUACUUGGGAAGGUCUUCGUUGGGAACGCAGGGGACAGCAGAGCGAUCAUCAUCCGAGCCGGGGAAGUCAUCCCCAUGUCAGCAGAGUUCACACCAGAGUCAGAGAGACAGCGACUCCAGUUCCUGGCGUACAUGCAGCCCCACUUAUUAGGGAACGAGUUUACACAUCUGGAAUUCCCCAGGAGAGUGCAAAGAAAAGAGGUCGGCAAGAGGAUGUUGUACCGUGACUUCACCAUGUCAGGAUGGGCAUAUAAAACCAUCGAGGACGAUGACCUCAAGUUUCCCCUGAUAUACGGCGAAGGGAAGAAGGCUCGGGUGUUGGCGACCAUCGGCGUCACAAGAGGUCUCGGCGACCACAAUCUCAAAGUGCACGACUCCAACAUCUACAUUAAACCCUUCUUGUCCUGCUGCCCUGAGGUCAGAGUUUACCCGUUGACACAGUGCGAGCACGGAGCCGACGACGUCCUGGUGCUAGGGACAGACGGUCUGUGGGACGUCCUCUCCAACCAGGAAGCAGCUGAAGCUGUCACCUCUUUCCUGUCAAACUGUGACCCCGACGACCAACACAGGUACACGAUGGCAGCUCAGGACCUCAUCAUGAGAGCACGUGGCGUGCUGAAGGAUCGCGGCUGGAGAAUAUCCAACGACAGAUUAGGCUCCGGAGACGACAUCUCCGUCUACAUCAUCCCCCUCAUGUACGGCAACAAGCCGAAUUAGCAGAGCGACUGAAACUGCAACACGGCACCGACAUAUUCUGAAUCCUGCCUUGAACUCCCAAAUUUCACUUCUGCAGUUUCCCUCAUUCCCUUGUGCUCCGUUUUUAAAAGUGCUUUAAGUAUGGACUUCCUCUCUCUCUUGAGGGACCCGACGUUUCACUGGUCAGAGCUGGAAUUUCGGCCCAGACCAGUUUACCCCCGUUAAUCAUCCGAGGAUGAUUUUCCCACCUCUUUUAUUCUCGUCUUCUUUUUAUAGAUAGAAAAACUACUGGACGGCUACCUGCUGAAUCGUGAAAAGCUGAACUAGAAAUUUCUCCUCCCCUUAAUCUUGGAAAAAUACUUUAUUUCACCGAGGAAGCCAUCUGGAAAACCGGGAUGGUUAUAUACAUCUCAGGAUCGCUGUUACCAACUAAUGCACAAUAUUUAUAAAUGUGAACUUGUAAAUACUCCCAGAGGAUGUAACACAUUUGAUAAGUGUAUUUGGAUGAGCACCUGUACAGUGUAAAAAACUAGCCUGAGGACUGAUGUCAUGUAUAUAUAUGGAUUUUACCUCCUCUGUUCCAUGUAGACGUUUUAAUGUAGCCAGGUUCAGCCAUCUGCGAUAAUCUGUUACGGGAAUGGGGGAAAAAAACUUGUAAACGUUCUUCAGAUUGUACAUCAGCUGUUUCUUCUAAUGCUGCAUUUAUGAUUCCUGCUUAUUUGUACCCCUAGCAUUGAAAUACUGAACUCACUAUUAAGGAAAAUGGAGUAACAAAAUGUUUGUGAAGAAAACAAACAGGAGGUUUGUACCCUGCUUCCAUCAUCUCGUUGCACUGUUCAAUGUAGGCCCGCGUUUAAAUCCAUUUUGAUUUCAGAAGGAAAAAAAAGUCAAAGUCUUUUUCGGUUGCACUUUUUCACCAUCAGCCAUCUACCUCAUUCGUCUGUUCUCGUCGCCCUCCUCCAGUGGCUGUUUGCACACUACGUCCACUGCAUCCUCAGCUGCUGCCUGUGCCAUUAUUAACUGACAUUCCCAUUUUUGCUUCUGUAGUUACAAUAUUUUGUUAAAAAAUAAUGUAUUCUGAAAAGCAUUAAAUCAAAAACUACAAUUACCGUCCUGCAGUUGUAUGCCUCUGCUGCCCCGUACAGUUUCCGUCCCUCCAGGUGUUCCUGACAUAUUUCAUUCACAAUACCUUGAGGUCACAGUGAUCUUUAUCUUUUAAGCCCUGAAAUCUAAUCAAUGAAUCUUUGCGUUGAGUGACAGCUGGUCAAAGUUUGAAGAAAUUCCUAAAGCCAGACUUGAGAUAUCUUGAGGUAAAUCGAUGUUUUGUGAGGCCAACUGUGACCUUGACCUUUGACCACCCAAAUAAAAUCAAACCAAGUGAACGUUUGUGCCAAAGUUGAAAGGAUUCUCCAAAGGCAUUCUAGAGUUCUAGAGAAAAAUGGUUUUGUGAUGUCACCUUGAACUUGAAUCUUCAACCACUAAAUUCAUGAAUUAAUACUUUUAAUUACUUUUUGUACCACAUUUGAAAUAAUUCCUGGAGUUGUUCCCACGGCGUUCACAAGAUAAAAUAUGUGUGAUGUGGGGGUCACAGUGACCUUGGCCUCUGACCUUCAACCAAAACAUUCUAAUCAGUCCAUCGAUGAGUGCAACUGAACAUUUGUACCAAAUUUGAAGAAAUUCACUCGAGGCGUUUCUUCGAUAUUUUGUUCACAAGGACGCAACAUAUGAGGCAAUUAAACGAAGAAAAAGUCGUGCAGGUCCCUCCGAAGCUGCUUUCAGACAUGCACUGGACUCCGCAGCUCCUCCGUACACCGCGAGCAGGUUGAUGACGCUUCUAACAUGCUACAGACGCAAAAAUGAAAAAACACAAAAAAAAAACAAAUAUCUCCCGGUAAAGAAAGCAUAGAAGACACAGACGAAGAUGUCAAGAGAGUUACAGGUGAUAAGAGCUGGCACCGGUGUCGAGGUGAUGUAAUCGUUAUCACGUGAUCUCGGCAGCGGAGUUAAUAUGUCACUUCCUGUCUCUGUCGGCUGCCCCACCUCUCGCCUGAGUAAAACCCCGAGGAUUUGUUGCUGUUGUGAACGUGUCUGUGCAGAGAACCUCCUGCUGUUUUGUGCUUGUGUAAAAGGCAAACUGCGGGUAAAGACAGUAGCCAGUUCUCAUCAUGUCUGAAAACGGCUUAACAGUGACAAAUGCCGACUGUAACGUGUCUGUUGAAAGGAAGUAUAGAUACGAUAUUCCAACCCUGAUUCAGUUGUUUCCCACAUUUCCCUUCAAUUAUUUGUACUUUUCAGCUUCUGUAUGAUUGUGUCUUACCUGCUGUACGAGCUGUUGAAGCUGGUGAAACAUGAGUAAGUUUAUUUAAAUGUAAAAAAAAUGUGAAUUCCUAUGGACUCUUUUCUCCUUUCUUUCACUGUAAGUGAAGCUGCAUCUCUAACAAAAACGUAAGACAGCAUUUGUAAAAAAUAGUAACAGUGUAAAACAAUUUCCUUUUCUGCUCUUAUUAAAAAACAUCUUGACCUUUUCUUUCAAA
Platichthys flesus (European flounder) is the source of this 4350-nucleotide messenger RNA. It is a transcript of the gene ppm1h, whose product is annotated as protein phosphatase, Mg2+/Mn2+ dependent, 1H. The transcript has 11 exons. Gene Ontology annotation, molecular function: protein serine/threonine phosphatase activity. Bases 236 to 1837 code for a protein of 533 amino acids. Gene Ontology annotation, biological process: protein dephosphorylation. The record is from RefSeq and is a predicted model, not a curated record. Lineage: Eukaryota; Metazoa; Chordata; Actinopteri; Pleuronectiformes; Pleuronectidae.